UACAGUUGGAUGAUGCAUUAGAGAUGCGCACGCAGGUUGCCGGUUAAACGUGUUGCACAAAUUUACACAACACAAUUUAGUAUUGUACGAUAGUUAGUGAGAAUAAGCAUCGAGAAAAUUAAUACAUAAAUUAUUUAUUUAAUGCAUUUAUUUUUGUAAAUAUUGAUAAGACUUAACCAAAAUGUCUUGUGACCCCGACGAAUUGAUGUCAACACUCGAAAAAUCUGAUGCAGCAACAAUUAAAACCAUCGUAUCCAACUUACCGGACCCAAAUGCCCCAGUUUACUUCGGAGAGACUCUGCUAUACUUAGCGACCAGCAAAGGCAACCUGAACCUCAUCCGGCAUUUAGUCGGCCAUGUUGACCUGAACGCCCAAGGGUUUUCGGGACCUGCGUUACACGAAUCAAUAAUCCGAGGCCAGCAAGAUGUCACCUCAUUCCUGAUCCAAAAUGGCGCUGACAUAAAUCAGCCAUCGAAUUAUCUUUACCAAGAUGGCUUCUCGCCCCUUCAUACCGCCAUUUUGUCAUCAAAUGUACCCGCCACCGAACUGUUACUCAAAAUGGCCGCCGAUAUCAAUGCCAGAGAUUCUAAUAUGAACACCCCCCUACACAUCGCAUGUCAAACCGGAAAUUACCACGCAGCAGCGUUGCUUCUGAGUCACAGCGCCACCAUGGCCGCCAUUAACUCCAACAACGAGACGCCAUUUUGUGUAGCGAUAGACACAGGAAGUUUGAAUAUACUCAGACUAUUUCUCGCCAACGGAAUUCAUGAAACUGACCCCCAGUUUCUCAACAAUGCUCUCAUACGCGCGAUCGACACCAAAAAUCCCCUUAUAGUUCAGUUUAUGAUUGACAAUGGCGCUGAUGUCAACUUUGUGUCUACGCAUAAGAAAUACACGCCUUUACAUUUCGCAGCCAAUGCCGAGCAACUUAAAAUCAUAGAAAUUCUCCUAAAAAAUUCCGCGAAUGUUCUGUCGCGUUCCGAAAGUAAUUCGCUACCGAUUUUUUACGCCGAUCACCGAAAAAAUAGUUCGAUAGUCGAUUUAUUAUUAGAUCGUCAUUCUGAAAUAGAUCUAGAUCAUGGAAAAGACUUGCUUUGCGAAGCUGUGAUGAAUGAUUGCCCUCUGGUGGUCGAAAAACUUCUAACCCACCGAAUUUAUAAUUUGAAUGUCGACGAAUUAACUGCCAGCGGUGUCAGAUUACUCGACGCGGCCAUUUUGAAUAUAAAAGAAUCAAGUGCUGAGAUGCUGCUCAAGUGUGGCGCUAAUUCCGAGCUCAGAACUCAAGGUGUCGCUAGUAUCGACUUAGGAAUUCGGUGCAAAAAUUACAACUUUAUCUACAGCUGGUUGAAAUACGGAGGUAGUUUUUAUAAUUUCCACGUGAAUCAGCAGCUUUAUCUAUCGAGACUGGAAAAAAUAAUCGAGUUAAAUGAUUCUCAUGAGUACGGUGCGUACGUGAUGGAGUGGGGGUUAAGGAACCACUUAAUUUUGAUGAAAACUGUGGGAUUUUUUACCCAUGGACGGUAUGACGAAUUAACAGAGAGCUAUGGCAGGCGCGAGAGGGCUUCGGUGGAGUGGGAAUGUGAACAAGAAGUGGAGAGGUCUAAGAGAACUUAUGUGGGCGGUGUCAGUUGCUGGGAUUUGCUGACAAUAGAGGACAGAAGACUGAUGACCUGGUCCAGGAACACCGAAGUUAAGACAAUUAUGGAGAGUAAAUUUGAGAUACCAUUCCAUUAUUGCGAACACUGGUUCAUGAGUUGCUAUAGAAGGGGUGUUAGGAGACCGGGGUUGGUUAAUAAGUUCGGUGAGUGCUUUGGGGAAAUUUUUAGUGACUUGGGAUUCGAUGAAGUCGAGAAAGUUUUGAAUUAUUUAAGCAACGAUGAUAUUGGGAAUUUGAUCUGCGCGUGCGAGGGUCAGUAAAAAAGUGCGUCGAAACGGAAAUCAUUGGCUAGGAUUUGGAGGAAAGAAAAUGAGGUGGAAGUUUUUCUUGGAAAAAAGGAAUUUUUGGAGUAACUUGACCUGCACCGAAAUUAUACUUAGAAUAUUGUAAUUUUUUCAGCAUUUUUUAGAAUUGCUUGAAACGGUUUUCGGAAUUUUAAUUUGAGAUGUGUGAAAACUUUAUUUGUAAUUACACCGAAAUUAUAUCACAAGUUUUGAGCAAAAAUAAAGCAUAGGAAAAGUUGUAUUAAACGUAUUUGAAGAAUAAAAAAAUUAUUAUUAUAUUAAUUGAUUUAACUAAUUUAUUUUCGACCGGAUUUCCAAUUAGCUAAAUAGUGGGAGGACAUAUUUUUCACCAAUGAAACUUUAGAGCCUCUAAGGAGCAAAACAAUACCGAUUGUGGACUGCGCAAGGUCCGUAACUUUGCACCUGUUGGAAAUAACCCAUCAUACCAUAAACGUUUUUUGUUCAUUAUGAUGUCCUCUAGUAGGAAUAGCCAUGAAAAGUCCUGGGAAUAAUUUAAUCUUUGAGUUAAGAACCGUAUGAGAAUAGUUCAGAAAUGUGAAAAAUAAGCAUUUUCCCAUGAGGUAUGUCAUUGCAAGAAUCAUGCAUGCUGAUUGCUUCUAGAUGUCACUACACUUCCUAUCAUUCAAUUUAUUAUUGUUAAUAAUAAUAAUAACAUUGCAUAAAAAAUAAUCUAUAAAAUGCAAUUAUGAGAUCGUUAUCUACUCAUACAAUCGUCAAGUCACGAUUUCAUUUAUAAUCAUGCAUAAACAAGAAAAAUAAUCAUAUUUGUAUAAAAUGUCGUCAAGCGCAGACAGUAAAUCUUAUUUUAUCUCUAUUAUUAUUUUUUUUUCCUUAAUAUUUAAUAUCUUAGAGUGUCGAAUCAGUGAAAAAACCAUCGUCAGUAAUAUAUGGAACCAAGUUGAGCCCAUAAGUGAAUUCCACCGGAUUUAUACUAAUAAUUAUUUGAAUAGUAAUGUGACGGUGUCAAAAAAAUGCGAUGUCCAGGUCCAAAUAUUCAUGACCGCACUCAAGAAUUUCGAGCCGUGGGCACUUGAAAUGUUCGACGCAUCUUCAAAACUACCGUCGGGAUUAAUCCGAGGGAAUCUCAAGGAUCUGGGAAUGUAUGAUCAGUGCAUUGCAGUAAAUGUAACUAAAAAUAAUACGAUAAUAAGAGGACGUCAUUGUAUGUACACCGCAGCAAUUACUUUAUCAGAUGCUACUACACUUCCGUUAUCGCCGACGCUCUCUGUCUGUUUACCGUCGGCUUGUGAUAAAGAUCAGGUUAUCGAAAAAAUGCAGAUGCUCUUUGAUUUUCUCGAGGACUUUUUCAAUGGCAAUAAAAUUAAUGUUACCUCGGCUGUUUGCUCGGUUGUAGAUAAUAAUUCAUGGAAUCUGGGUACUAUCAUUACAAUAGGAGUGUUCGGAAUAUUAAUAAUAUUUCUGAUAAUAUGUACACUUUGCGACUUAUUCAUUCGAGUUAAUCAUAUUAAUAAUGUUAACUACUUUAACACACUGUCCAAAUUCUCAUUAAUCGUUAAUGGCCAGCGUAUUUUAAACACUCAAGUACCGAAAGACAAUUUGCCAGUUAUCACAGGGCUAAGAUUUUACAGCAUGACUUGGAUUAUCCUCGGACACGCAUUUAUUAUGAAUUUAUUCGGCAGUGUUGUUAAUAUAGCCGACGCCAUGACAUGGUUUCGUUCAUGGAAUUCUUUGUACAUUCUAAUAGCGCCAUUUGCAGUAGAUUCAUUUUUUGUGAUAAGUGGAUUUUUGACAUCUUAUUUAUUUAUAAAAGAAAUGGCUAAAGGUAGAAAAUUUAAUAUUUUCCUUUACUAUAUCCAUCGGUACAUAAGAUUAACGCCAGCGUUUAUGGCGAUAUUUUUAAUAGUUACUUAUCUGCUACCAAGUAUGGGGUCAGGUGCGCUAUGGGAUGCGACCAUGAACGCACAAAGUCACUAUUGUAAAAAAAAUUGGUGGCCAAUGUUACUCUACGUCCAUAAUUAUGUUUACAAAGACGGCCCAGCGUGCUUGGGACACACAUGGUACCUCGCAGUUGACAUGCAAUUAUUCUGGCUGUCACCAUUAAUUAUCUAUCCACUGUACAAAAAACCCAAAAUUGGAUUAUUUAUUUUGUAUUCUGCCAUUAUUGCCUCGAUAAUUACGCCAGCGGUUAUUGCGGGUAUUAAUAAAUUUACUGUAGCACUGGCGCCCACUUCAGACUUAAGUAAAACACAAGAUAUGAUGCUGUAUUUUUAUAUCGUCACUUAUACGAGAGCUGGCCCAUGGCUACUGGGAAUAUUGCUCGGCUAUUAUUUGUCAUCAAAUCGCAAUUUUCUACCAAGAAGUAUCAUAAAAUUAGGGUGGUGUCUAGCAAUCGUAGCUUUUGCAUACUCAUUUUUUACCUAUCGGAUUUAUCAGAGUGAAAAUUACGAGUGGAAUAUUUAUUGGGAGACAUUUAAUGCCGGUAUUGCGAGACAUGUUUGGGCAUUUGGAGUCUGUUGGAUUAUUUACGUCUCAACUAUGGGCCAUGGAGGUGUUCUGUCAAAGUUUCUAUCACUACCAAUUUAUCUACCAUUCAGCAGGAUAUCAUAUUCAGUAUAUUUGAUCCAUUAUGUUGUCCAAACUAUUAAAGCAAGUUCCGCAAGAGUGCCGUCUUUUUUUAGCGACUACCAAAUGCUGGAUACAUUUUUUAGUGACUUGCUAAUCUGCAUAGUCGGCGGAUUUAUUUUUAGUCUCUUAUUCGAGUCGCCAUUUUUAGUUCUUGAGAAAUUAAUACUCGGUAAUAAAACAAGUGCAUCUAAGUCUAAUAAUCAUAAUAAUGAUACGAAUAAAUUACAAGAUGAAGUACAGAGUAAUUCAAUGGGAAACGGUCACGUCAAUCAAGGAUUUGAAAAUUCUAAAAAUUUAGUGUAA
Messenger RNA from Microplitis demolitor, 4852 nucleotides. RefSeq names its product O-acyltransferase like protein-like. Gene Ontology annotation, molecular function: acyltransferase activity, transferring groups other than amino-acyl groups. The transcript is spliced from 11 exons. Lineage: Eukaryota; Metazoa; Arthropoda; Insecta; Hymenoptera; Braconidae. The record is from RefSeq and is a predicted model, not a curated record. The coding region runs from base 2738 to 4852 and encodes 704 amino acids.